GGCGUCGGGCCGGACAACGUUAUAUACCAAACGGCUGCCGUACAGUCCUAUCGGUGCCGUCGCCGCGGAUCACCCGUCUGUUAUUGUAUCAUUGCACUUGGCGAGCAGAGCGUUGGUCCACCAUCGAGUCUGUUGUCGUUCGACAAAUAAAAUUUCGUCUUUGAAUUUCCCAACGACCGAUCGCCGUACGCGACGAGUUAGUUUCGAAUUUUUUUCUCCAAAAUAGUUUGUGUUUUCCCACCUGUCAGAUUUAUUUGCGCUCCCCUUGGCGGUCGGAUAGAUCACUAUAAUAUUAUAAUACGUAUUAUAUAUAUACCAACGUGCACGACCGAACAGUAAACCCACCGUCAACAUGAGACCACCGAUCGAGGAGGAAAUCGAAGCCGCCGAAGUGGAAGUAGACGAUGGCCAGCAGACCGCAGUCAUGUUGGUGUCCACCAGGCUGGCCGGAAACGCGGUUAUCAGAGUGGUGAACCGGUGCAACGAGGCGCAAGAGAGCCAAAACUUGGACUUGUCCGAAUGUCAGCUGAUGCAAAUCCCUGAUGCAAUUUACCUACUUAUGCAAAACACGCAGCUGGUUACGUGCGAUUUGUCAAAUAACGUAAUUUCAAAACUACCAGUAAAAUUUACCGAACGGUUUCCGUCUAUCACAGAGUUAAAUUUGUCUAAUAAUCAAAUCAGUAAACUGCCGGAUCAACUAUCUGGAAUGAAGAAUUUAAAAAAGUUGAACAUUUCUUAUAAUUCAUUUGUUGAGUUGCCGGAGCCAAUUGCUAAUUUACCAGAAUUAACUACUUUAAUCGCUAACAAUAAUUUUAUUAUUGAUGUCAAUGUUAGGAUAUUGGAAUCACGUUUAAAACACUUGAAAGAAGUUGAUCUCAAGGAUAAUCCGCUAAAUACUUCGACGGUGGAUGCGUUGGAACAAGAAUUGCCUUUUAGGAUAAUGUUCACACCCCCAACCGAUGAAGACUGGAGAGAUUUAGACAAUUGAUUAACAAACAAAACAUUUGACAAUACAGAAAUAUAUUUUUUAAUUAGCUAAUAAAAUGUUUUUAUUCAUUUUUA
Messenger RNA from Aphis gossypii (cotton aphid), 1062 nucleotides. Its product is annotated as leucine-rich repeat-containing protein 57. The transcript has 4 exons. Lineage: Eukaryota; Metazoa; Arthropoda; Insecta; Hemiptera; Aphididae. The record is from RefSeq and is a predicted model, not a curated record. Bases 353 to 988 code for a protein of 211 amino acids. Gene Ontology annotation, molecular function: protein binding.